AGGAAAGAUCUGGAGGACGAUCACGUCCCAGCGCCUGCCCAUCUCCCCUGACCUCCUGCCUUUCCUCCACAGUGUUCAAGAAAGUCAACUCCAUCUCCAACGAUGUCAGCUCAGCCCAGACCUACUACGAGCAGAAGAUCGCGUCCAUCCAGGAGGACCUCCAGGGGUUGGAUGAGAAGACCUUGGGGAAUUGCUCCCUCUGCCACGAGACAGGACAGCUGGGCCAGGAGAUCACCAAGCUGCAGGGCGAGCUGGAGGAGAUCCAGAAGAUGCUUCUGGUUCAAGAAAUCCUGCUCGACCGGACCUCCCAGACCCACAACCUCCUCUCAUCCGCCAGCAACAAGAUCAUCAGCGAGGUGGACGACUGCUCUUUCUCCAUCCGGCAGGUCAACGAAAGCUUGGGGCGGUUCCUGGCCCAGGUUGGGGGCUGGCAGGUGGUCACCUCCCAGCUCGACGGCUCUCUCAAGGGCUUGGCCCAGGAGCGCUACGAUGUCCGAGCGGCCAUGCAGCAGAUGAACUUCACCCUGGGGCAAACCUCCGACUGGAUCCAGGUCAUCCAGAGGAAGACGGACGAGGAGACGUUGACGUUGCAGAAGAUCGUCACCGAGUGGCAGAACUACCUCUUAGGCGGGCUGCGGGCCACCUCGUCCAAGACCAGCGAGCUGGUGAAGAGCAUCCAAGGCAACGUCGGCGCGGCAGCUCGGCAGGUCGGCCAGAACUCGGAGAGCAUGCACGACCUGGUGCUGCAGGUGAUGGGGCUGCAGCUGCAGCUGGACAACAUCUCCUCCUUCCUGGACGACCACGAGGAGAACAUGAACGACUUGCGCUACCACAACAGGUACGCGCAGAACCGCACGGCCGAGCGCUUCGAGACCCUGGAAGGUCGCAUGACCUCCCACGAGAUCGAGAUCGGCACCAUCUUCGCCAACAUCAACGCCACCGACAGCCACGUCCACAGCAUGCUGCGCUACCUGGAUGACGUCCGCCUCUCCUGCACCCUGGGCUUCCACGCCCACGCCGAGGAGCUCUACUACCUGAACAAGUCCCUCAGCCUGGUCCAGGGCACCACGGACCUGCUGCGGGAGCGUUACAGCCUCCUCAGCGCCCGGUUGGACUUUGACAUCCGCAACCUCUCCAUGGUCAUGGAGGAGAUGAAAGUGGUGGACGUCCGGCAUGGGGAGAUGCUGAAGAACUUCACCGUCUUACGAGGGGAUUAA
Molecule: messenger RNA, 1217 nt
Organism: Opisthocomus hoazin
Lineage: Eukaryota; Metazoa; Chordata; Aves; Opisthocomiformes; Opisthocomidae
Source: RefSeq, a predicted model, not a curated record